Molecule: messenger RNA, 44467 nt
Organism: Pelobates cultripes (western spadefoot toad)
Lineage: Eukaryota; Metazoa; Chordata; Amphibia; Anura; Pelobatidae
Source: the annotation of a GenBank genome assembly
GCCCUUAGCCUGCCUCGCGAUUGGUCGGCUGGGCCGCGAGCCGGCCAGACGCAUCACGUGACCCCCUCCCCUCCCCUCCCCUCCCCUUUACACCUAACCGGGAGGAAGAGAAGGAGGAGGCAGCGCUGCUGCCUGGGCGGGGGACGCACUUCCGGUGUAGUGAGUGACUGACUGCAGAGCUAGCUCAGGGGCUCCGGCUGAGGGUGGCAGGAACAUGGACAGCCAGGGCAGGAAGGUGGUGGUGUGCGACAACGGGACUGGGGUGAGUGCCUGGAGCCCGGGAGGUGCCAGCCAUGGCUAAUGGGCGUGUAUAGUGACAGCCCCUGUGACAGGCUAUUCAUUGUCAAGCUGGGAAAUUAACUAUAAUAACACUGCCAUAGCAAUGUCCUGCAGGAGGGGCUCGCCUGUGACAUUCCUGGGUUUGUGGACUAUGAUUCCCAUAACACUCAGCCAGCCAGGGAGCUGACUGUCCUGGGAAGCCUAAACCAUUGCAGCAGGGGUGCCAGGUGUGAGCCAGCCUUACACUGAAUGCAGCUGGGGGGGAAGCCUUAUCAUUAACUGGAUGAGGACACUGUCCCUUUAAUUAGGGAUGCAUGAAGAAGAUGCUUGUAUAGCAAAGACCUCCAGUAUACCUUUUACAGGUGUCCAUAGUAAAAUAACUAGACUUGUACUUGGUUUAAAAAGUAAUAUUCAUAUUUAAUGAUAUUUGUAUCUGGUAGUUAUGGCUAUUAUUGGCACCCAUUUAAAUUUUUUAUUUUUUUUAACUACAUUUUCCAUAAUUCUCAGCCGCCCACUAUUGCAUUACAGUGAAUGAACUACUCAUCUGUGGGACUCCAGAUUACAGGGAGUAAACCUUUUCCUGCUUGUCCCCGCCUCACUGGUUUAGAUGGGUAGAAAAGCUGCAGGCCCCAGCCUGAUCAAAGGUAUUUCUUACCUUGGUUUGUUGAGGUGGCAGGAAUGUCCUGUUUCUAUAAGCGAGAGACAUGGAAGAAUGUGUCUGUUUAAUAGCUUUGUGCAAAGUUAAAACUACCCUGUUAAGUGACAUAUAUGUAGAUUUUUGUAGGCUGUCUGUGAAGCCUGGUUUGCUUUGUAUUUUGUAAAAAGGCAGUAGGAAAGUGAGAUUAGGUAGGAUCACAUUUACCUGUAGAAGAUUAGAAUCUCUUGCUGCAUUAUAGUUCCAAUUGGAAUUUAGUGAUAAGUAAAGGGGAAAUGGCAAAACCUGCUUGGUACUUGCCACUUUAUAUCUACAUUUUAAUGAUAUACAACAUAAAUGUCCGCAUGUUUGAAAUGUUCCUUUCCCAAACCUCUUUCUGCAGUUUAUCGCAUUGCUAACUUUUCUCUGUAAGGCACACCUGGGCGGGAAAAUUUUUAGAUAAGAGCAAAGGUAUUCAUUUUAUGACUUGUAUAUUCACUUUGGAACGAAAUCUGUUUUUCUUCUAGGUAAAGCUUUUGAUUGUGUAUUUAUUACAUAUUUAUGUAGACGAUUAAAGGCUGUUGCAUCUAUCAAGUUCAGCCUCUCAAUCCUUUUUAUUUAUUUAUUUUUUAUCCAAAAGGGAAAAAACCUGCAUUGAAGCACAUUCCAAUUUUGAUUCAGACGUAAAAAACAAAAACUCCUUCAAGACACAAGAAUGUCAGUCGCAUCUAUCCUUGAGUCAAGAAACUGUUAUCCCACAUAUUCUACCACUUAAUAUUAUGUUUUGGAAAUAAUGUGUUCAUGUAUAUUUACAGCAUUUAUUUUCCUGUAGGUUCUAACUUUUCUUAGCAUCUUUAUCAACCUAAUUUUUGGAGUAGUCUUGAUGGCAGAGCAUAAUUACAAGUAAAUUAUGCAGACCUUUCAUGCCCACUAGUUUGACAGUACCUGACUUCCUAUUUACAAUAAGUCAAUUGUAUUGGCAUUGCAUUAACUGGAUGUAGAUUUACAGAACAGUAGUCAGUUUAAGGAAGCGUUGUGGCUAGCCUGCAAGACAGGAAGUAAAUGCAGUGCAGCUUAAUUUGCAGACACCUUUUCAUAGUUGUUUCUGGAUGAGUUUAGUAAUUCAAAUCCAAACUAAAACAUGGACUUGUAUCUGCACUAUGUGUUUGUUGCAUUAUAUUUUGCUGCAAACAAUCUAAAUAAGUGGUGGAUGACUAGUUGUGUUUAGAAAUUACUUUUUUUUUUUUUCCGCAUACAUAAUAAACGUGUGCUAGAUGUUACUGCAAAAUAUUUAGUUUUUAUAUGCACAAAUCUUUUUUUGUGUGUGCUUUCUCUGUAAACUUUUUUUUUUUUUUUUUUUAAACUUGAGAUUAGUGCUAGCUAAUGAUGCUGGCGUGCACAUUUUGCUGCUGUGUUUUUAUGUUACAGAAGUAAAGUUUCUUCUGGGAAUCGUUGAGUCAUCUUUCCUGUCCUGUAAGUCUGCAGAUUUGCCAGUUCCUUACAGAUCCACACUGUUUGAUUUAAGUAUUAUGGUCUGCAGCCAGCCCUGUGUGACCAUUCCAUCUUACUUUUGUGUGAGGCAGCAUUCUAAAUCAAAUUCGCAAACCACAAAUAUUUGUUAUGGAUAUUGAAAGUGCACAUCUGGAUAUGAAACUAAGAACUUGACUAAAAGCAUGUGAUUUUUAUUAUUUUUUUUCCUUUCAGAGAUCUGUUGGGUCAGCUAAUGUUUGCAUAUAUAUUGUACAUUUUUCAAGAGGAAGUAGUGUUUUUGCCAAAGAGACUCUUUGAAGCUUGAAUAUUCUAGAGUCUCUUGUUUAAAAUCACAUAAAGACACAAGGUGUGUGUGUAUCUAACAAAUGUAUAGAUACCAAGUUAUUUGCAUUUUGAUCAGACGUGUCUGCCACACUGUUCCUCAUGUUUGUGCCCUCCUUAGGACACAAAACACAAUGGCCACUGCUGCUCACUGUAGUGGAUAUGGUGCUCUAAUUGGGUUCCAUAGCCCUAGUUUUUCAUACAUCCAAGCGGCAGUUAUAAUAGACUGGUAGUUGCCCUGCUGCUAUGGUAACGUGAUUCUGCCUUCUAGAAAUGCGGGAAGCCAAUGCAGGCGCCAUUCAUUGACUGGGUGCAUCAGCUGACUGCACUUGGCCAAUGAAUAGUGCACUGUGCAAAUUAAAAUUGUCCAUCUCAGUGUUAGAUCUCUAGCAACCAAGGGGUCAAAUUCAAUAUGUGAAAAACACCACACAUACAGACUCCCUGCAGGCACCAUUCCCACCAUGACUACUUAAAUCAUCUACAAUAACGUAGCUGCCUUUAGAACUUCAAUGUUUGUAGUUUUCUCAUGGAAGAAGCAACACAACAGACCAGGUUUUACCAGCCAAUGUAUUUGUGUGUGUAUAUAUAGUGCCAUUAAGUUUGCACAAAACCUAUAUCACUGAAAAUGUCAAUCUGGAUGAAAUAUUGGCUUUUCCUGGUAGCGUGCUUCCCCUUAUGCUGUUUUCACAAUCUGUAUUGUGUUGCUAAAAUAAACGAUAAAGUUUUCAAUUUUGAGAAAUAACAAUUUCUGCUCCUGGGAGAUGCAUAGGGAUUUCCUGUUGUCAUAGCUACCCGGUUCUUUGUCAUUGGUACAUUAGAGAAAGUGCAUAACCUGUGAAAUUAUGUACAUUUCUUGUCCAUUAUUUCUAAUUUUCUCCCUAUUAUAUUUAUCUAGGUUUGAGGUUCAUUAAAUGUACAUUAGAUAUUCAGUGAACAACCUAUAUUUUCUAAGCCUAAGUAGAAAGCUGGGCAAUUGUUUCCCAUUUUGAGAAGCGCUAUAAUUGAAAUCCUAAAGUUAAAGAAUAACCUGAUUGUGUAAAUCGGUACGAAGUAACUUUGUGGAACCAUAAUAUACAUUGUGUUUGUAACAAUUUAACAUUAGUGUACCUGUCAUGGUAGAUAUUAUAUAAAACGACAGAUGAGACAGUUUGUAGCAAAUGUAUAUAUUUUGUGCCUUUUUAUAUAAAAAAAUCAAAUAAAAACCUCUCACCUGUUAAGCAGUUCUCAAUCUAAACUAGUGAAUUUCCAAAGCACAGCUUUAUAAGUUGACUUGUGUAAAAGAGGGCUACAAGCAAAAUUCUCGCAGUUGCUGUUCUUCUUGCAACUACAGUGCUGUAUUCGCUGCCAGAGUAUAAAUUACAGCCAAUUUGACUUACUCAUUUUAAGUGGUAAUAUAAUUCUAGAUGGUUACAUGCCUCCUGUAAUGACAGUAACCAAACAUAAUAUACAAACUUCUCUAAAGUCUAGCAAUAUACUAGUAUUGUUAUAGUGUCAGAACUUUACUUUUAAAAUGGCCAAGGGUACAGUAUAAUCUAAAACUUUUAUAAUGAGCUGCUCAACUGUUUUGACAAAAUGAAAACAUUGCAUUUAUUAAUUUUAAAUUGUACACAGCAAUGUACCACUCCUCUAUUGAAAGGCACAUUUCUAAGGCAAACGUUGAGUAUCCACAAGGCUUCCUAACAUGCAAAGAAUGCUGUUUAUUCCAUGUUGAUUGAAAAUACAGUUCCAUAUAGAUCUGUUGAAUUGUUUACAUUUUACUCAACAGAAGAUAUCUUGAAAUCUUUUAGAUACCUUGUUCUUUUAUGUUCAGUUUCAUCCCUAAGGGCAUAGAAAGGGAAGUAUGCAAGGAAUGAAAAAUACCUCACUUACACAUUUAGCAAACUUGAUAAUAGUAAAUUCAAUAGAUGCUAUACAAUAACUUCUCCAGAUAUUAUAAACUUGAAUUUCAUAUAAAUGAUUUCGUUUUUCGUGAGGGGGGAGGUUUUAUAAGGAACUAGGGACACUAUAUAUAACAUUAGAAAUAGUUUUGUAUUCUUAACGCUAUAGUGUUCCUUUAUCCCCUUAAGGACCAAACUUCUGGAAUAAAAGGGAAUCAUGACAUGUCACACAUGUCAUGUGUCCUUAAGGGGUUAAGGGCUUUUUAACCCCUUAAAACCGGAGGACGUACAAUUACGCCCUCUAAUAGGCGGCUCUAAACGCCGCCGGGCGUAAUUGUACGCCCUCCGGUUUUUGUUAACUUACCCGGUCGCCGGCGGUCCCACGCCGGCGAUCGCGGUUGGGGGGACUCCCAGGGAGCCCCCCGCGGCACGUCCGUCCUCGUCGAAGCCCCCCGGCCAUGUGAGAGUGGGGUCCUAGCGAGGACCCCACAAUCACAUGGCCGGGGAUAGCUGGCUUCUGUAUUGCCGGCAGGGGGGCUGCCUGUAAUGACAGGUGGUCCCCCUGCUGGCUGAAAAUAAAAUAAAAAUAAGUUAAUGGUGUAAAAAAAAAAUUAUAUAUACUUAGAUCAUAUAUAUAUAUAUAUAUAUAUAUAUAUAUAUAUAUAUAUAUAUAUAUAUAUAUAUAUAUAUAUAUAUAUAUAUAUAUAUAUAUAUAUAUAUAUAUAUAUAUAUACACACAUACACCGUCUAGGUGUAUUUUACUAUAUAUAUAUAUAUAUAUAUCUCUAUCAAAUUACAUGUAGACUGAUACUGAUUAAAUAUAUAUAUAAUUAUUGUUAUAUAUAUAUUUAUAUAUAAUAUAAAAAAAAUAAAAAUGUAAAUACGUUAAAAAAUAAAAUUAAAAAAAUAAUUAAAAAUAAAUAAUUAAAAAAUAUAUAGAUGUGUGUUAUUUCGUUCUAACUGUUUUGUGAAAUAUAUAUAUAUAUAUAUAUAUAUAUAUAUCAAAAUACACGUAGAACGAAAUAUAUAUAUCUAUAUACAUAAAUAUAUACGUAUAUAUCACUAUAUAUAUAUACCUAUAUAUAAAUAAAAAUAUUUUAAAAAAUUAUAUAGAUAUAUACAUAUAUAUACACAUACGUAUAUAUAUACAUAUAUUAAUUCUACAUAUAUAUUUAUGUAAUAUUUUUACAUAAUUAGGUAUCUUAAUUAAUUACAAUUAGCAGGACCUGCCUGACAACCCAUGCCGAAAGUAAAGGGAAUUUAAUUUGCUAGCACUAUAUUUAACCCUAUAACUUUCCAAGACACCAUAAAACCUGUACAUGGGGGGUACUGUUCUACUCGGGAGACUUCGCUGAACACAAAUAUUAGUGUUUCAAAACAGUAAAAUGUAUUACAACGAUGAUAUCGCCAGUAAAAGUGACGUUUUUUGCAUUUUUCACGCACAAACAGCAUUACACGGACAAUAUUAUUGCUGUGAUACUUUUUACUGUUUUGAAACACAAAUAUUUGUGUUCAGCGAAGUCUCCCGAGUACAACAGUACCCCUCAUGUACAGGUUUUAUGGUGUUUUCAAAAGUUACAGCAUCAAAUAUAAGGCUUGCGUUUCAGUUUUUUCACAUUAAAAUUCGCCAGAUUGGUUAUGUUGCCUUCGAGACCCUAUGGUAGCCCAAGAAUGAAAAUUACCCCUAUGAUGGCAUACCAUUUGCAAUAGUAGACAACCCAAGGUAUUGCAAACAGGGUAUGUCCAGUCUUUUUUAGUAGCCACUUAGUCACAAACACUGGCCAAAAUUGGCAUUUUUUGCAUUUUUCACACAAACAGAUACUAACGCUAACUUUGGCCAGUGUUUGUGACCAAAUGGCUACUAAAAAAGACUGGACAUACCCCAUUUGCAAUACCUUGGGUUGUCUACUAUUGCAAAUGGUAUGCCAUUAUGGGUGUAAAUUUCAUUCCGGGCUACUAUACAGUCUCAAAGGCAACGUAACCAAUCUGGCGAAUUUCAAUUUCAAAUGUAACGUGCUAUAUUUGACCCUGUAACUUCCCAAAACGCCAUAAAACCUGUACAUAGGGGGUACUGUCUUACACGUGAGACUUUACUGAAUAUAAAUAUGUGUAUUUUAUUGCAGUAAAAGCAAACAGUAUUAUGACAUUGACCGUUAAAAUGUCAUGUAGAACUAAAAAAAUCCAAAAAAAACGUAUUUUCUCCCAUUUUUUUCAUAUUAAAUUAUGUUUCAUAGCUAAAUAUUUGAUAUUAAAUGAAAGCCCUGUUUCCCCUGAAUAAAAUGAUAUAUAAUAAGGGUGGGUGCAUUUACUAUGAAAGAGGUGUAUUACGGUUGGACAGACAUGUAGCGCAAAUGCCAGGUUUUGUUUACAUUUUGUUUUGUUCACAAUGUGUACAUUUGGCUCCGUCCUUAAGGGGUUAAAGGUCAUUAUUGCGGCAAACUGGCAAGUGGUAAGUAAAGCCUCAAUAUGAAUUAUUUUAGUGUACAAUGAAUGAGAGAGGCUCAUAUGGAUUUUGUUAUGCAUUGCACUGCAUGCUAGAGCAGUGGCUCCCAACUUUUUUUAAAUUAUUUUUUAAAACCUUCAUUUGUAACUUAUGGAUGUCACAUUAAUUUGAAGCCUAGAUAGAGUUGCAUACUUUUAUCCAAAAUGAUAUUUGUUUUAAUUAACUGCUAGAUAGGAACUUCAAGUGUGAUGCAAGCCUUUUAUUAAACCUGUUUUGAGGGCAGCGUUCAACGUAUUAUAGUCCUGAAAUAGGUUUGUUCGUGGCACACUUUCUGGCAACUUGAGGCCCAUGAGUGUAGCACACUGUUUGAAAACCUCUGUGCUCCAGAAAGCUGGAAGUAAAAGCUGAUUGGAAGAAGAGAAAAAUAACUCCCAAGGACCAUUCUUAAUGGUCAGACUGGAAGCAGCCAAUCAAUUGGAAAUACACAUAUGCAAGAAUACAUUUAAGGCACCCUGUCUGCACAUGCAGAUUUCCUAGAUCCAGGGCUGUAGAUAUCUCAAUGACUCAAGUGAUUUGCCCAAGCACCUAACCAGUCAGCACCAACUGUCUAAUGGCACCAUCGCUCCUACAUGCGCAUGUAGUAGUUAUGCCUAGACCUUUUUUUAAGGUAAGUUUAAAAAUAAAAGUAAAAUUGUAGUCACUUGCUGGCUAAUCUACCCUUUUAAAGAUUUUCUAGUGAUAGUGUGAUCAUAGUAUUCUGAAUUAGAACAGUGAGGCCAUUGUCCUAACACAGUGUUGCUCAAAACGGAUAUUCCCAGAUGUUCGAACACUACAGGUUCUAUGAUGCUUUGUCAUUCUAAAGGCAUGUAAAGCAUCAUGGGAGUUGUAGUUCUACAACAUCUGUGGAUCUACCUUUUCGGCACACAUGCACUAACGUUUAUUAUAACUGCUUGUGUGUAUGGUUUGCUCAUUGUAGAUCCCCGCAGAAUAUGUUGGUGCUUUAGAAAAGUAACCAUAAUAAGGAGAAACCUAAAAGAUUGAAACUCUGUCUCUCUAUGAUUGCAUACAGUCAGCAUGUUGGUGUCUUUUCAGGGCUAAAGAUUCAAGCGCGGUUUUUAAAAGCGCAUGCUUUGGUUCUCCCAUCAGACAUAUUGCUAGAAUAGUAAAAGCUUAUUAUACUCUUCUGUCACACUUAAGUAACCAUUGAAUCCCAUUACCGGAGAAACCGUUCUUAAUCUGUUUGCAUUAUGUCGAAUUAUCUUUGAUCUACCUUAUUGUUAAAGAGGAUGAAUGUUGGGCAUUCCUGGCUGGAACUUACCGUUCUUUUUAUCUUGUAAUACAUUAGAACAGUACUCAACAAAUCCCUGGGUGUCAGCCCGUUCAGCGGCUGCAGAUUGGAUGUGGGCAACGAAAGAGCUGUAAUCUUCCUGCUCCUUUUGCUCUACCCCUCACGUGCCCUGCAGUAAUGCCUGGACCCGGGAUAUGAUAGAACUCUGGCCUUGGCAUUACUAAACGUGUGUGAGGGAGCAGCAAGAUUAUACAUGCCACACUGGACUCUAGCUCUCUCAAAGGUAGGGAGGCUGAGUGGGCUUAAAAAAAAAAAUUAAAAAAAAAAAUAUUGUAAUUGUGAGAAAAUGUCUAAUUAAGCGGCCCCAUUCCGAUUGCAUUGGAAAUGUGGUUUUACUCACCUUUUUCCUGCUGGUAUCGAUGUGGUUGCCACCAUUGCUGAGAUAAUCUCGAUCUCAGCCAAGCCAGAGUUUUCUUAUAGGAAAGCACUGGGAGGCUUUUGUGCAUGCACGGCAAAAUGCUGCAUUGGGCAAAUUAGCAUCUCCUCAUACAGAUGCAUUGAAUUAAUCCAUCUCUAUGGGGAACAUUCAGAGCCUCCAUACAGAGGAUGGAGACGCUGAACGCCAGUGUUGCACAAUGUUGAGCACGGUACUAGGAAGCACCUUUUAGUGGUUGUCUGAGUGACUCACUAGAGAUGUUCUUGUUUAGCAAUGUCAACACUGCCUGAAUGUAGGUGCUGCACAUUAUGUAGCACUUAGAUAGGAAACACUAUAGUGACCAAUUUGAGUGAUGGCUACUAGAGGUGUUACUAGGCAGCAAUGUAAACACUGCAUUUUGUCUGAAAAGGUAUGGGUUACAUUGAAAAGCCUUCAGGGACAGGAUAUAGUCACCAGAACCACUACAUUAAGCUGUAGUAGUUCAGGUGACUAUAUAGUGUCCCUUUAAGAAUUGCACUUUUGUAGUUUUAAAAUAAAGCUUUGUUAGUUUUUUAAAAGAACCUGGCCUCUAACUUUUUAAUUUAUUAUAAAUCUGGCUCCUAGAAUCGAGGCAAAUUUGGCAACCCUGCAUUAGAAGAUACUUAAAAUAUAUGGAAAACGGUAAAUUUAAAAAAAUGAAAAUUUUCACAUGAGGUUCCUGUGUUUGCUCUAGAACUUUAAUUCUUUGCAGUUUUCACGGUAAGUUCUCUCCAAACCAGGAAUUGAUUCAGGCAAUCACAUUCACUUGAAGUAUUUCAUUAAGCUAUGUUUGUGAAGUACUCAUGCCAAUGCAAUCCAGAGAUACCAGAAGACAAAGUAGGGGCUACUUUGUCUUAUGGCAACAUCUGAGGUUGACAAAAGGCAGAGAGCACUGCUGUCAUCUUUUGUCCAGUCCCAGCAGCUGUCGCAAGUGAUGACUGUGGGAUUCAGGAAUCGUCUGACUCAUGAUCUGUUAAGGUGCUUGUAAGAUCCUUCAUUGAGGGUUCCCCGAAGAAAAUGGAAGCGAGUAAAUAGAUCAGGGGUGCCCAAAAGGUAGAUCCCCAGAUGGUUUAAAAUGAACUACCUUCCAUGAUGCUUUGUCAUUCUAAAGGCAUGCAAAGCAUCAUGGGAGAUGUAGUCCUACAACAAGGUGUGUACCUUUUGAGCACCCCUGAAGUAAAUCUACCUUCAACUUUACUCCAACCAGGGAUAUCACCUUUGGGAGUGUUUGCAAAAUAUGAAAGAUUCCAAAAGUGACAAAUGUGCUUUAAAAGGAUACUGCAUCUUAUUAUAGUAGUUUGUGUAAUGAGACUCGUGGGUUUAUUUUUGUUUGUUUUUUUAAUAUGCUUUUCAAAGGUUUUACAAUAAAGCAUAUGUAGUAUAUGAUCUAUAAACAGUGUCUUUAUUGUGUAUGAAAUAGUGUUGCAUGGAUGAGUUAAAAUUGGGCAUCAAUCUCAUUUUUUUUUCAGAGCUGAUACAGAUUCUGUUGCUUUUGGGCCAAUAACCAGUGCCAACUUUUUUUUAAAAUAUAUAACGCAUGACCCAAUUUCUACACAAAUCUGGCAUUAACAGAACAUGCUAACAGCAGUUAUACUCCUAUCACACUUAGGCAACCAGUACAUACUGUGAUUAGGGAGUUCCUAGCAUACACAGUGAUUCUGAUAGGACUGUGAUUGCUGACAACUCACACUGUCAGCCAGCUCAGUACAUUACAUAAUAUUCAUGCUCACCUCCCUGCCUUCAGUUGAGCUCCGCAUGCGAGGACUCGCAGGGAGCAGUGGCAUGAGGCCGCAACAAGGCACGUCAUGGGGUGAAGGCUCGAGAUUCUACAGGUGAAAGAUUGCGUUUUGAAACUAGGAGAGCUGAGUAAGUUAUUUUGUAAUAUUGUUAAAUUACAAGACCGAUACUGAUUAUCAGAAAUCUGCAGAAUAUUGGCUGUGAUAAUUGGCGGAACUGAUAAUUGGUCUAUGCUUAAUUUAAAUAAGGAUACUGGUGAAUGAAUUGUGGAUAAUUUUGUACUUUUUUUAUUUUUUAAUUAUUAUUUAUAAAGUAACGCUGUCUCUUGCUAGUCCUUGAUCCAUAAACCUGUUUUAUAAAUUAUGCAAAUAGGUUAAUAUUUUCCUCUAAACAAGUUAUAGAAACUUAGCUGGAAAUAAAAUCUAAUACAAAAAAAAUCAAGAAAAGGUGCUAAAAAAUUAAUACCAUAAAAAUACAAAUUAGUUUAACCCUUAAAGUAUUUAAAAGGUAAGCAAGCACUCAUAAAAGUGAAAAUAGCUCAAGAAAUGCCUAAUAAAAUAUAGUGGAAAAUAAGUGCGCUGUUCCUUUAAAUACUUCGAAAAGUGUAUGUGUGUGUGUGUGUAUAUAUAUAUAUAUAUAUAUAUAUAUUUGUGUAUUUCACUAAAAAAUAUAUAUAUAUAUAAUAUUUUCACACACACUCUGAAAGUGCAAGGCAGUGCACUAAGGUGCUCUAUUUAUACAGAUUUGUAUAAAAUAUUUACACACACAGAGUGUCGUCUUUUUUUUUUUUUUUGCAAACCUGCUAAUGGGCACCUUUAUCUUCGGUUUCCUGCUCCCAUGUUUGCCAGUUCACUAAUGGAAGCAGGAUCAGUUUUUCACAUAAAAGAUGAAUUAUCGAAUGGUAUUUAAUUUGCACUUUUAAGAAAUUUUGGGCUCUGCAGUUCACGUCUUAGAUGAAGAUAGCUAGAUUCCUUUUUAACAAAUGAAAAUGGCCAUGUAAUGACAUUCAAAGUUAGGCAUUACUCUAUUACAUCAUUGACUUGGCAUUUUCCUCCACUGCUUAUUGAUGUUUACCUAGAUCAGGGGUCAGCAACCUACGGAACGUGUGCCAAGCAUGGCACUCGAGGUGCCUCUGAACGGCACUCAAGGCUGUUAGAGCCAAACAGGCUCAGGCCUAUCGUCCUGGUGGGACUUCAGGUAUCUGCUAGUGCAAAAAGGUGGUGAGGGAUAAUCCACAAUUUACCGUACCAGCACUUGUGAACAGGAAUCCAUACUGGAGUAGAGCAGCCCCCACCAACCAUAACAGCUCCUGUCUUUAACCUGUACCUGGCCAACCUGGUCCCCCACUGAAUCCUAAAGAAGCCACACACUAAAUAUACACAGAACUGCAGAAUAAGCUUCCACGUCAUACAAAUAAUACUGACCGCCCACAAGCACACACGCAGUCCCCACAAACCUCACACACAGCCCCCAUACACAGCUUACAUUCAAAGGUAACGUACAAAAUACCACAAAUUACUCAUGAACAUACCUACAUGUGCACAAAUACAAUGUUACAAAGCUUCAGCCUCCAUAAAUAACAGAAGCAGAAUACGGCAACAUACACACCUGCAUUUAAAACAUUUAGGCCGGCACAUCAAAUUAUUGUUUUGGCACAGUACUAAUAAAAGGUUGCCUACCCCGAUCUAGAUCUACUAAUCAUGGAUAUGUGCUGUUGUAGUACAUAGAGCCUACUGUAACUUAUUUUUCUUUCUCUGUGAAUGAAAUUGCAUGUUCUGUUUGGCAGAUUCCUCAUCCUCUGGAUUCUCUUUAUUGAUGGUUGUAUUGACAUGUAUUUGUUAUAUAAACGUUCCUAUUUUUUUUUCUUCACUACAGCAGUGUCUCUAUUUUUAGAGGUACUUCUAGCAUAAUUAUAGUUCCAGCAAGACGUUUUGGAUUUGUUAAUUUUUGUCAUCUUCCUGUGACUGCCAGUGAGACACCUCCCCCAUUCUAAUUCUGAGUAACUUCCUCCACUGUCUAAGACUUUCUUCCUCAUGUUGUACAUUUUCAGCAAUGGAGCUUGUCUGUUGUUUUUUUUGGUCUGCCAAAAUGAUCUCCUAUGAGUGUGUGUGUGUGUGUGUGUGUAUGUAUGUGUAUGUAUAUAUGUAUAUAUGUGUGUAUAUAUAUAUAUAUAAUAUAUAUAUAUGUGUGUGUGUGUAUAUGUAUGUAUAUAUGUGUGUGUGUAUAUGUAUGUAUGUAUGUAUGUAUGUAUAUAUAUAUGUAUAUAUAUUACAAUGUUUAACAAAAAUCUCCACACCAGUCAAGCCAUAAGACUUGCUUUUCCCACAGAAAUCCCAACUCUGCAGUGAUGUUAUAACCACAAAGAAUUCUGGGUGGGCAUAUGCAAAUUAGUGUAACAAAGAAUCACAUUUUUGCCUCAUUCCAUUUUAAACAUGGAUUCCUUUUAAUCUGUGUUUGCAGUAUACAACUGCUUGGAACACAAUUUAGGAAAAGAUGCAUUAACUAUCCACAGACUUCAGGUGAAAGGGGUUUUCAAUCACAAUUUUUUCCCCACCAUAACCUCCCCGCCCAGCGCUAGAAAGAGGUAAGUUUUUACCCCUUUCCAGAGCCCGGCGGGUGGGGGCACCCUCAGGGCACUAUAGUGCCAGGAAAAUGAGUAUGUGUUUUCCUGGCACUAUAGUGGUCCUUUAACUAUCCACAAACUUCAGGUGGAAGGGGUUUUCAAUCACAAUUUUUCCCCACCAUAACCUAUUUGAAUUCUGAGAUAUGAUAUAAAAUAUAUAUAUAGUAUAUACAUUUUUUUUUUUUAAUUUUUUUUUUUAAGCUUAGUCCAAUCUAGGCACAUGGAUUCAGAGUUGCACAGGAGGCCCUUCUCUCCACUAAACGUUCUACAUCUCAAACAAGUCAAACCAAGUGACAUUCAGUGAGCAAUUUAAUCCUGAAAUAAAGAUUUCUCUAAAUGAAGUAAAUCUGUGGUGUCGAUAUUUGCACAGCAGUACAUACCUGUUUUCCCAGGAAGGUCAUGUAGCCUGAUUUGCUUAUCAGUGUAUAAUAUUGCGACAUCACCCAAGAGUGAUUGUGACAUUAUACUACCUCUACAUUUCAGACCUUGUAAAUGAUUUUCAGUUUAUCCAUACAUUGACUGGAGGACCUACAUUAGAUAACGAACAUGUUAUGUUCUGAGGACCCACAAACAUAUCCCACUACUGCUGGGCGGCAGCAAUUACUAUAGUACACAUCAGCUCCAAUAUAUACAUUUAAAAAAAAUAAAAGAGAGAGAGAGUUGCUUGCAGACUAUCCCAAAUCCCUAUGCACAUUUAAAUAACUGGAGGUUUUUAGUAUCACUCCAGUGGCCAUUAGGUGUAAGCUCAUCUGCCACGUCAAGGCAAACCUCUUACGUGAGUCCUGUUUACAAAUAUAUAUUUGUAAUAACAGAAGACGACAGUGUUUACUUGACUGGCCCCCACCUAAGGGAGGAAAAAGUACUUCCAUUUACCGCUGCUGGGAAAACAGGUAUGUACUGCUGUGCUAAUAUUAACACACCAGAUUCACUCCAUUUAGAUAGAUAGAUAUAUAUAUAUAUACAUAUAUAUACCGCCUGCUACUCUCGCCAUAUAUAUAUAUAUAAUAUAUAUAUAUAUAUAUAUAUAUAUAUAUAUAAUUUUUUUUUUUUUUAUACAAAAAUCAAAACUGGGGAUGCACUCACAGGACUUGCUUAAAGUGGGAAAAAAGGGACUUUUAAUUAUUCCAUGUGAAAUGUACAGAAAAAUCAAUUUUCCAUUCACAUGGAAUAAUUAAAGUCCCUUUUUUUCACUUUAACCAAGUCCUGUGAGUGCAUCCUCAGUUUUGAGUAGGUGCCACUUUUAAUUUACACAAUUGUGUUUUUUGAGUCUCCAACCAGAAAUCUAUACACCAACUUGGGACCAAAUAGUCUAUUAAUUAUUUGAAUUGUAACCCUUAGUAAAUCUCCCUAGUGGUAUGGACUAUUCUGUCUUUGUAUUUCUCCUCCGUCUUAAUUUCUUAGACUUGGGGUGGAGUCUAAGUGUCAGUCUCGACAGCUGCCACCAUUGACUGCUGCAGGGAAAUGGCUGUGACUUUGGAGGAUCCCACCUUAAAGGACCACUAUAGUGCCAGGAAAACAUACUCGUUUUCCUGGCACUAUAGUGCCCUGAGGGUGCCCCCACCCUCAGGGACCCCCUCCCGCCCGGCUCUGGGGAGAGGAAGGGGUUAAACACUUACCUUUCUCCAGCGCCGGGCGGUAGCUGUACUCCUCCUCUCCUCCUUGCUCGUGACGUCAUCGGCUGAAUGCGCAUGCGCGGCAGGAGCCGCGCGCGCAUUCAGCCGGUCGCAUAGGAAAGCAUUUACAAUGCUUUCCUAUGGACGCUUGCGUACUCUCACUGUGAUUUUCACAGUGAGAAGCACGCAAGCGCCUCUAGCGGCUGUCAAUGAGACAGCCACUAGUGGCUUUGGAGGCUGGAUUAACCCUCAGUAUAAACAUAGCAGUUUCUCUGAAACUGCUAUGUUUAUAAAAAAAAAAGGUGGUUAAUCCUAGAGGUACCUGGCACCCAGACCACUUCAUAAAGCUGAAGUGGUCUGGGUGCCUAGAGUGGUCCUUUAAUGCUGUACACUUGCUCAUGCGUGAGAGUACAGCAGUGACGUCUGCUGCGAAGAAGGCCAGAUCAAGAGGGCUGUGUCAGUGAGUGACAAGUUCAGUUAAAUAGAGCUCACCUUUACCUGCCACCGGACCCCCGUGGCAAUGUCACCAUUGGGCAUUUUUGCAAACUAAGCAGAGUCGCGACACUUUAAUAUAAUAACUUUCUAGUUCAUUUAUACUUUACCAAAAUAUUGGGGGGGGGGGAUACAGUUUUGAGUGUUAUGGAAUUUUGGAUUUUGAAAUACAGUACUAAUUCUGAACUUGUAUUUUAUGAGGGCAAAUGGCAUUUGUUACUUGCAGUAGUUUUUCCAGCAAAUGAAAUAAAAUUUAGAGACACCUGCUUGUGGUUAGUUGUAAGGAACCUAAUUGCAUUGUAAUACAACUUUCCAAAAUGCCACCAGAAUUGAGACUUAAUGCAGGCAUGAUGCCAACAUACAUAGUGCAGGUGCCUUGGUAAGUCUAGGAAUUUGUACUAUGUAGGGCAUAAGCAAAUUAUGCAUGCAGCUUUGCGGUAUGACUUGGAGUAUGCAGAGUCCUCUUGAAUGCAGUCCUGCAUGUUUUUUUUUUUUUAGGUUGGUGGGUUCCAGGCCCGGACUGGCCAUCGGGCAUACCGGGCAAAUGCCCGGUGGGCCGCGAUGGCCGUGGCCGGCAGGGAGAUCACAGGAUCGCCCCUGCAGGGCCAGCGCUAUGCGAGCGCCGGACCCGCUGUGUGCCUCCGUGGGCCGGUGGGGAGAUAAAAGAUCUCCCUCACCGGCCCACAGGCACUGUUACAGGCGGCCGCAGGCUGGGUGAGGGAGGGAGGCAGGAGUGAGGACCCGGCGGAGCUCUUACAAGCAGCUCCGCCCGGUCCUCUCGCGGGAUUCUGAGCGUUGCCGCGGUUACCGCGGCAACGCUCAGAUCUCGCGAGAGUGAACUCUAACCCGCAGGUUAGAGUUCACUCUCACCACUGGACCACCAGGGAAGGCAGCAUGGUCCCCCUCCUCCAUGGAUACCCGGCUCCCCACACCCACGCAGAACGGAUCUCCCCCCCUCCCAGGCUAAAGGUAAGAAGUGGGGGGACAUAACUUUUUUUUAAAAUUAUUAAUUAUAAUAAUAUUAUAAUUAUUAAUAAAAUAAAAAAUAUAUAUUUAAAAUAAUUUCCCUAACAGCCCCCCCAGACACACACAGCCCCCCAGACACACACAGCACCCCAGAGACACACAUAGCCCCCCACAGACAUACACAGCCCCCCACAGACACACACAGCGCACCCCCAGAUGCACACAACACCCUCAGACAGACAGCACCCUCACUCCCACACAUAUACAGCACAUAUAUUAUAUAAAAAAAACCCUCAGUGAGUUAACAGACAAAUAAAAUUAGAAACCCAGAAUGUGACGGCAGAUAAAAACACCCUCACACACAGCACCCCUCUUACACAAACACGCUGCGCACCUCACACAUACAAUACGUCCAAAUAUAUUUUAUAUAUAUAUAUAUAUAUAUAUAUAUAUAUAUAUAUAUAUACAAAAAUCUAAACUGACAGGACUUGGUUAAAGUGAAAAAAAGGGACUUUUAAUUAUUCCAUGUGAAAUGUACAGAAAAAUCAAUUUUCCAUUCACAUGGAAUAAUUAAAGUCCCUUUUUUUCACUUUAACCAAGUCCUGUGAGUGCAUCCUCAGUUUUGAUUUUUGUAUAUUUCUGACGUUUGGGAUAUAGCACCCAGGCUAUUAGUUCUUUCUUAUUACUUAAAGGAGAGUGCCAAGCAUCCUGUUUUAUUUAUAUAUAUAUAUAUAUAUACACACACAUACACUACAGCACCCCUCACACUGCACCACUACACACAUUACGCUCCAGAUACACGCUAGAUCCCUUACCCUAUAUGCACUCUUAAUCCUCUACACACACACACAAUCUUCUAUACACACUCUGGGUCCUUUACACACUAGAUCUCUUACACACACACUGCACCACCUACACACACACUACAUUCCUUGUAAGCAAACACAUACAACAUUCUCUAAACACACCCUCUCUACACACAGUAGUGUGUGUGUAUAAGUGACACACACUACGUCACCUAUACACACAUACUACUUCCCGUAUGCACACACUCGCUACAUCCCCUAUAACACUAUGCCCCUAUACAUGAACUCUGUACAGCCCCUAGCCACACAUAUUACACCACAAAAUUGACCUAUUUACACAAUACCACACCACACUCUACACACAGGCAAUCCCACAAGCAUGCGCCAAACACAUGCACCAUACACUUUCCUGGCCCUUUUGUCCUCUGGUAUCCCACUUGUGGAGACACCAGAGACAAUUUAAAAGCAAACACAGCGCAAGCAUGUUAUUACAUUUGCUUGUGCUGCGCAGAACAAAUACAGGGCCUUUUUCUAAUGCUAGAGCUCUUCAGCGGGGCUCUGCGCAUUGAACCAACAUGCUCACUUUCUCUGGCACCGCCCCCUUUUUGGGGGGCCGCUCUAAUUGAAAAAUGCCCGGGCCUAAUUUUUUUCCCAGUCCGGCCCUGGUGGGUUCCUAUACCAUAAGUCUUUGGCAGUGAAAUGUGAAAUCAGUGCUGGAAUGGUGGAGAAGAAAAGUAUGCAGUGCAAAGGAAGAAAUGUUUAGCUCAUGUAUACCCAGUAUUUGAAGAAGCAAAGAAAGUGAUAUACUUUAUUUUUUUAUUGUAUUUUUUUUUUUUUAAACCUAAGCUUUGUAUAUUGUUCGCUUGCCCUGAUGUAGUGAAAGAGGAAUAAGUUAGUACUAUAGCUUCAGCUAUUCCAGGCAUUUUCUUCACAAAUGCGGAAGUAAAGUUCGUGCUGUUGUGACAAAUUUGAAAUAGAUUCAGAUACUUCUGUAACCUUGUAACGACGAAAAGAACUCACACCAUUUUCUCCUCCCCUUGUAAGGACGAAGAUAAAACCUCAAAGCUCGGAUUUCCUGUAUGUUUAGGUGUUUGAAAAAACUGAAUUAUGCAUGUUUCCAAAGAAGGCUGUCCUUAAAUUUUUAUGAACAUUAGGUAUUGUCAGUCUUUCCCAUCCCCCUCCUAUUACAUUGCAUACAAGUCUGUAAUUCUUGUUCUGUGUUUGCACCAGUUUGUGUUGUAACCUGCCCAGAUAAGAAUCUUGUGGAAUUUCCAACCUCAGUUUACCUGAUAAGGAACUGAAAACACCCAUGUAUGACUGUGUAUUGAUUGCUGUGCCACAAAUUGGUUACUGGAGGAUCACUUACAUUUGUUGUCUAAUUAUCCAGUUUUUGAAAUAUCUGUACACAUUCUAAUUAAAAACAUGUGGCCCUUUUUUGGUCUUUGUUGCAAUGAUCUGACUUAUUAGAUAAGUGUUGGGACCACAUUUAUGUAGACUGUUUGUUUGUAAAUUGGUGGCUCAUUUUAGAUAUUUGAAAGAUUGAAAAAAUCAUUUCCAUUCCUCUGUAUUACUCUGGCAUUUAGUGUUAGACAUACUCGCGCUGCAAUGAAAAUCUGUGUUUAUACAAGGGAAAUAAUAAAACUGACAGUUCGCUGGGAGCUUUACAACGGGGACAUGGUGUAUGUAGAUUGAGACUGAAUAAACACCCGCCUAGAUUUUAUAACCAUAUACAAAGCUUUAAAGCGGCACUGUCAUGAUAAACUUGCCUUUCUCCGAUUGUUUAUUUUUCUCUUCCAGAAUUUUUGUUCUUUUCUUCCUAUUUGAUCUAGUUUUUCAUUAACACAUAAGACAAAGUAGGGACUACCUUUUGUAUAUUUGUGCAUGCACUCUAGACAUUUCUACAUACAUGUUGUAACAGAUCCCCUAUACUCCGACUGAGGAUAUCUGUUGAAGAGUCUCCCAGGUCCUAAAGUGAGGCAGUGAUUAUAACUCUAAGCUACCCAAAUAUCAGCCAAGAAUUGAUGAAGGGUACAAGAAUUGUUUUUAUUAUGGCCCAGUGGUCUAUUUAUAUACACCGACACCCAGCAUUGGGUCUCCAUUAAUUUGUACAGUAAACCCGCCCAGAUGCCUCUGUGCCUAGAAGAUAAGUGAGCUUGGUUUUGCUUAAACUAGUAAUCUCCCAGGCACUAGACAUACAAAAUAUAAAAACAAAAAAACACGCCAUAAUACAAACAAUAUCGAUAAGAACCCCCAAAGUAUUAUAUACCCAGAUAGCCUGGGUCUGAGCGCCCAAGUUGUCCAAAUAGUUCUCAGAUCCAUGGAUAUUAGCCGAAUUGCAACUGAGGUAACGUUUUGACCAGCCGCACACAUGGUCCCAUGCCCAAAACAGUUCCCGGGUGUCUGGUGCUUUGGCCGGUCACCUUUCAGGAGUUCCCAUUUGAAAACAAACAAACGUUUCCCCUGGCUUGUAGGUAGCGAAUGUUUGCCUAGUUCGUGCGAACAUUUUCUACUGAACAGCGUUCUCCUGCCUUGUCGGUAAUGGAAGCAGGCAUCGGUAAAAACUCACAAUGGUUCGCUCUUUGAAGUAUCAGACUUCGAGUUCCAGGCGCUCGACUACCAAGUGCAGCUGCCUGCGUAUGGGAGACAAGACUGCCGCCGUUUUCCAGAGCACCUGGUGUUCGGUUAUACGAACGGCAGCCACACAGAGAGAGCACUUAGGUUUGUAGUUAACAAGCCAGAAGGUGGUCUGUGUUUAGUAGGUUACAACUAUCGAAUGGAAGAAAAGUACUUUAGGUUCAGGGGAAUGUGGAAAAUAAACUCGGGGGAACUGUUCCUAGAAGCUGAGAAAUGAGUUCAUCACACAUUUUGAAGAUUUUGUGAAACAAUUUGUUGCUGCAGCAUAAGGUGUCACAGAGCAGGAUCGGUAUUAUGGCCUCUUUGUGUGUAAUUUUCUUGAGAAGCAAGGAUAGUACUGCAUUGAGGUGCUGAGUUUUAUUUUUUAUAAAAACAAGUGGGCUUGCCACUUGUGUAUUUUUAAUUUUCUAGUAAAUUUUACACCAUUGACCUCUAUGCUGACAAAAGCCUACUAGUUUAUAACCCUACCAAAAAAUAAAAAAAUAAACCGGCUUGUACACUAACGUGAGAAGUGCAUUUCAAAGAAAAGGAAACAAUAGCCGAGCUAGAACCGUUUCUCAGAGCCAAACGCCUCUCUGGCCAAUCAGCAUCUCAUAGAGAUGCAUUGAAUCAAUUCAGAUCAGUUCAGAUCUAUGAAGAAAUUGAAUUGUCUCCAUGCAGAGGGUGGAGACACUGGAUGUCAAUCACAUUGUGCAGCACUGCCCUAGUAAGUACCUCUAGAAGCCAUCUGAAGCAUGGUCACUAGAGUUAUCCCUAGGCUGUAAUGUAAACACUGUUCUCUAAAAAAAAAUUAAUAAAAAAAAAAAUAAUAAUUAAAAAUAAACGGUUUACUGUAAAAAGCCUGAAGGGAAUGAUCCUACUCACCAGAACAAAUACAAUAACCUGUAGUUGUUCUGAUGACUAGUGUCCCUUUAAUCACACACGGGAGGCUGAUGCUGAUUACUAAAACAGCAAGAUUUAAGAAGUUCUAAAACUUUGUAAUACAGGAAACUAACUUUUUUUAAGAAUUUUUUUUUUUAUUUUCAAGAUGUGUAUAAAGGAGGCUGUGUGAAUUUCAGCAGGGUAAGUUGUGGCUCGCCUCCCUAGAUAUAGUAAAAUCUUACUUGUAUUAAAGUCUGCAGCUUUUUGCUCUGCCCCUGAUCUGUCUGCUGACAUCAUCCGAAGUGAGGGUCUGAACCAAUCAUAAUGCUUCCCCCAUCGGAUUGGCUGAGCUUAUCGAGAAGGCAGAUCAGGGGCUUAGCUAGUCAAACACGGCCCUGGCCAAUCGGCAUCUCUGAAUGCGAACAUGCUAUAGUGUCCUGAGAUCUAUCUAGGUAAGUGUAGUUCUUCCGUCCCUAUGUGAGGGUAUAAUGGUUUUUCUUGUUGGAAGGUUAUUGUGCCUCCAUGGCAAAACACUGCGCUGCACCAAUCAAACGCUGCUCUAGGCAGUGUUUCACAUUGCACUCUUCAAAAUACUGGGGCACUGCACUCAGACCACUUCAUUGAGAAGAAGUGGUCAAAGUGCCUUUUGUGUCCCUUCACCUCCUAAAUGUCAGAGAAGUGAGACUGCAGGGGCAUGAGCUGUACAGCAAAACUAACUCAUUAAGCAAAAGUUGCUUGGAUGCUUGGUGUCCCUUAAACCAACUGCAUGGGUGAAGAUGGCUUUGUAUAUUUGCUGUGCAUUCACAUGUGUUGCUUUCAUCCUCAAUGCAGCACACACUACAAUAUUCCAAUUGCAUGGGUGCCUUUUAGACAGUCCAUUGGUACCAUUCGUUAGUGCUGUCUUUCCAUUAUCAGACCUAUAAUUCUGCAAUGCCAUGUAGUACUAUAAUGGAUAGUAGCAUAGGUCAUGCAUAAGUCAUUUUGAAACCUUACCCAUGUAUGUAAACUUUCAUGAAUGCUUCCUGUCAUUACAGUACUGCAGGGCUAAUUGUGCCUUUGCAUGUAAUAUCUGACAAGCUGUACUGUUUCCCACAUAUGUUGCCCACCCUAGUACUGCUUGUCUUAUUGAGCAGCGGAACAAAAAACAUUGCCAGACAAAAGCGCACAGUUUGUAGAUGGAAAGCACAAGCUGUUUGCUUUUUGGCUGAAAAUGUGUAAUACCACAUCUAUUUUGUUAGAUUUUCUUCCCCUUUUGCUGUGCAUGCUCUUGCUGUGCAUGACUCAAUAGGAAGUUAAACCACAAUGUUCUUAAGUCUAAAUAUGGUAUAUGAGCCAGUGUAUGUCACUGCUUCAUUGUUUCAGCUUUACUUCUCCUUGUAGAGCAAGGUGCCACCCACUGGUUGCUAUUGGAGUUGAACAUUGCAAUAGAAACAUAGAAUGUGACGGCAGAUAAGAACCAUUCGGCCCAUCCAGUCUGCCCAAUUUUCUAAAGACUUUCAUUAGUCCCUAGCCUUAUCUUAUAGUUAGGAUAGCCUUAUGCCUACCCCACACAUGCUUAAACUCCUUCACUGUGUUAACCUCUACCACUUCAGCUGGAAGGCUAUUCCAUGCAUCUGCUACCUUCUCAGCAAAGUAAUACUAACUGAUAUUUUUAAACCUUUGUCCCUCUAAUUUAAAACUGUCCUCUUGUUGUGGUAGUUUUUCUUUUUAAAUAUAGUCUCCUCCUUUACUGUGUUGAUUCCCUUUAUGUAUUUAAAUGUUUCUAUCAUAUCCCCCCUUUCUCAUCUUUCCUCCAAGCUAUACAUGUUAAGAUCCUUUAACCUUUCCUGGUAAGUUUUAUCCUGUAAUCCAUGAACCAGUUUUGUAGCACUUCUCUGAACUCUCUAAAGUAUCAAUAUCCUUCUGGAGAUACGGUCUCCAGUACUGCAUACAAUACUCCAAGUGAGGCCUCACCAGUGUUCUGUACUUCCCUCUUUCUACUGCUAAUACCUCUCCCUAUACAACCAAGCAUUCUGCUAGCAUUUCCUGCUGCUCUAUUACAUUGUCUGCCUACCUUUAAGUCAUCAGAAAUAAUCAUCCCGUAAUCCCUUUCCUCAGAUGUUGAGGUUAGGACUCUAUCAAAUAUCCUGUACUCCACCCUUGGGUUUUUACGUCCAAGAUGCAUUAUCUUUCACUUAUCCACAUUAAAUGUCAUUUGCCACAACUCUGACCAUUUUUCAUGUUUACCUAAAUCAUUUGGCAUUUGGCUUUUGGCUUAUCCCUCCUGGAACAUCAACCCUGUUGCAUAUCUUAGUAUCAGAAAAAAGACAUACCUUACCAUCAAGACCUUCUGCAAUAUCACUAAUAAAAGUAUUAAAGAGAAUGGGUCCAAGUACAGAUCCCGAAGGUACCCCAGUGGUGACAAGCCCAUGCUUCAAAUAUACUCUAUUGACUACAACCCUCUGUUGCCUGUCACUCAGCCACUGCCUUUCCCAUUCAAAAAUAUUGGAAUCCAAACUUAAAGAUUGCAAUUUAUUGAUAAGCCUUCUAUGUGCAACAGUGUCAAAAGCCUUACUGAAAUCUAGGUAAGCAAUGUCUACUCCACCACCGUGAUCUAUUAUUUUAGUAAUCCAAUCAAAAAAAUCAAUAAGAUUAGUCUGGCAUGAUCUCCUUGAAGUUAACCCAUGUUGUCUCUGUCUAUUUAAUUUUAGAUGUUCAACAAUCCUAUCCUUUAACAUGGUUUGCAUUACUUUCCCCACUACUAAAGUAAGGCUUACUGACCUAUACUUGCCCAACUCCUCCCUACUACCUUUCUUCUUAUUAUUAUUAUUAUGAUAUUUAUAGAGCGCUGUCAAAUUCCGCAGCGCUUUACAAUCGGUGGACGAACAGACGUAGUCGGAAACACAGGAACAGAGGGGUUGAGGGCCCUGCUCAAUGAGCUUACAUGCUAGAGGGAGUGGGGUAAAAUGACACAAAAAGGUAAGGAUAGUAUUAGACUAGUGGCAGUUGCAGAAGAGGAAUCAGUCAGGAGCUAUUAACAGUUUAAUUGAUACGCUUUUAUGAAGUGGGUUUUUAACGAUUUUUUGAAGGAGUGGAGACUGGGUGAGCAUCUAACGGAGGAGGGAAGCGAGUUCCACAGGAACGGUGCAGCCCUCGAGAAAUCUUGAAGGCGAGCAUCAGAGGUGGGAGUACGGACAGAAGAUAGGCGUAAGUCUUCAGCAGAUCGUAAGGGCCUAGACGGGACAUACUUGUGUAUAAGGGAGGAUAGAUAGGUGGGAGCAGCAUUAUGUAGAGAUUUGAAAGCAAGAACCAGAAUUUUAAAUUGAGCUCUAUAUUUUAUAGGAAGCCAAUGUAGGGACUGACAGAAGGGUGAGGCAUGGGAGGUGCAGGCGGACAGGAAGAUGAGCCUCGCCGCCGCAUUUAUUAUGGACUGUAACGGUGCUAGUUGGGAGCACGUAAGACCACUGAGAUGCGGAUUACAGUAGUCAAGGCGAGAAAGGACAGUGGAAUGGACCAACACCUUAGUCGCAUCUGUUGUUAAGUAGGGGCGGAUGCGCGCAAUGUUUUUGAGAUGGAAAUGACAGGAUUUGGCGAUAGAUUGAACAUGAGGGUGGAAGGAGAGGUCCGAGUCAAAGAGAACACCUAGGCAGCGAGCCUGCGUGGUGGAGCUGAUGGUAGCACCGUUGACUUGGAGGGAGACAGACACAGGAGUAACAACACUUGAGGGAGGAAAAAACUGAAUUUCAGUUUUGGUCAAGUUUAGUUUAAGGAAGUGGGCAGCCAUCCAGUUAGAAACAGUAGAGAGGCAGUCAGAGACGCUAGUCAAGAGGGACUGGUCAACAUUUGUUAACUUCCAAUCUUCUGGGACUACUCAUGUUAACAGUGAUUGGGUUAAAUACAUUUUUAGAAUUUAUUCACUAAAUAACAAAUAGCAUAUUGGGGGGAAAAAAUGAAAAUGUAGCCCAAAGCAGUAGCGGAGUUUGAAUUUUUGUUUUCAGUUCACUAAAAUCUGAAUGGAACAAUAAGACCAAAACUAGGGAGAGGGGUAUAUGGAUAUAUAUAAUAUAUGUAUGUAUAUAUAUAUGUAUGUAUGUAUGUAUGUAUGUGUGUAUAUAUAUAUAUAUAUAUAUAUAUAUAUAUAUAUAUAUAUAUAUAUAUAUAUAUAUAUAUAUAUAUAUAUAUAUAUAUAUAUUUAUUUUCACUCACUCACUCUCAGGACCGAAAGAUCCAUGGAGAACAAAAUCUAAUUUCCAUGUGUUCUGAAAUUAUUGAUUUUGUGUGUUCGUUUUUGUGAUGUUUGAAUGUCUGUGUUUAGCACAUGUAUAAAUAAUAAUUUGGAAUUCUGUGUCAGGACAGGUGUCCAAUAAUUUAAUUUAGAGGGUAGAUCAAAGUAAGACUUCUGUAGCUUUCAAAAUAUUAUGGUUGGUAUUCAGCCUGCAUGCAACCAGCUCAACAACCCUUCAUGUUGGCAAGCGUGUAUCCUGUCCUAUUGUUUUAUACCCCACCUUCUAUAGUCUGUAAGCUCGUUUGAGCAGGGUCCUCUUCAACCUAUCUUUCCUGUAAGUUUUCUUGUAAUUGUCCUAUAUAUAGUUAAAUUCCCCCCUCUCAUAAUAUUGUAAAGCGCUACGGAAUCUAUUGGCGCUAUAUAAAUGGUGGUAGUAAUAAUGAUAUAUGUAGAUGUGUUUGCAAAUGCAUGUGCUUUGAGAACAUUAAGGGAGGAAACUAAUAUCAGCACUAUUCACUUCUUUCUGUGACCUCUUGGGGAAAACGCUUUCUUGGGAAUUGAUCAUUCGAUCAAGUAUGAAUGAAAAUAGUGUAAAAGGACAGCAGCCUCACGCUUUAUUUUCAGCUUUUAAAAAAAGUUAAUGUAGAGAAAAAGUUGUAGAUAUUUAUGGUUAAAGACGGGCUGUCACCUUGGAAGUAAUGGACAUUUUUUUUUUUUUCCUGUUUUGCAACCCUCCACACUACCAGCACACACAAGGUCUAUUAUUUUAAUCAUGUGCAAAGGCUUGACUGGAGCAGGAUGGCAUACAGAGUAUUUUGGAAAUAUUUUCUUAGAAAAUAGAAGUGCAACCAAGAUUAUGGCAUUUUGACUUCCUCUACCUACCCCACAAUCUGGGUAAGGUAAAGCAAAUAUGUUGCCAGCAAAAAAAGAGUUUCUCCUUAAGGAUCCACGAUGUGUACUGUGGCUAUGUUCUGGUUAGCCAUUGUUUGAGAUGAUACAGAUAUGGGGUUUGAUUCUAGGUUGUCAGUUUGUUUUUUGGGGGUUUUGUUUUAACUUCUUGUGUUUCAAGAUCCAGAACAUAUCAUGUAUUGUAGCAGAUGCAAAAAGGAAUUUAAGCGAUUACUCCAAGGACCAUGACUACUUCAGUGAUUUGAAGUUGUUGUGGUGCCUGGGGCAUCAUUAAGAAGCCAGGAACAGGAGCUCCAGGUGGCAAAUGUGAAUUCCAUCCCAAAUUGGCGUCUAACGCCAGCACACACAGCAUGGAGCUGUGAUGUCAGAGGAAUAAGAUUAGGCUGCUGAGAGCGCUAGGCCUUGGUUCUGGAACUUUUUUUUUUUUUUUUAAAUAAAGGAAUGGGGGCCAUAUAGAAAGGGUUACACUGCCCAAAAACAUUGUUUGUUUGAAACCCUGUUUUAUGGUGGUAGUAACCCCUUAAUGUUUACAUGUACAAUUAAGUAUAUUCUCUGUUUGCUAUUUUAUGUAUAAAUAUCAACUUAAAGGUAGAAAAAAAGUAUUCAAUCAAGUAAUUGGUGUUGGUUAUGACUGGGUGAUGCAUAAUGUAAAUGCUUAAUUUUUCAGAUACCGCUAGGAGAGCCACUGUGAUAAGUUGAAGUAGUUAUUGUUUAUUGUAGUGUUCUUUUUAAAUAACGAAAAACAAAAAAUUAAAACUGAAUUCUAGAACAGAUAAUCAACAUGACAUUCACUGCUCCAGAUAUCUGCUCAGGUGUUGUUUGUAGAACUUUGUGUUGAUCACGUGUAUUGUCUUUCUUUUUAUCCUAGUUUGUGAAAUGUGGUUAUGCUGGCUCCAACUUUCCAGAGCACAUCUUCCCAGCUUUGGUUGGGAGACCUGUCAUCCGGUCUACAGCGAAAGUGGGAAAUAUCGAGAUCAAGGUAAUAUCCCCAAACCAGUCUCGGACACACCUGCAAUAAGCAGCACUUGUGACUUUCUUUGUAAUCAUACUGGGUUAAAGAGCAUAUCUUUAAGAACUUAUAUUUAACUAUGAUUUUUUAUUUUUAUUUUAUAGUGGAAUGUUUUGGAAGUGGUGAAAGCUGAAAUUUAAGAGCUAUUUGUAUAAAGAUAUUCAGGAGCUAACUUUCCUGCUGAGAUUUAUUUUAUUUUUUUCCCCUCCACAUUCAGAACUAUGUCCCUGAAUUACUCUUUACAUAUAUCUCACUACAUGUCAGCUGUCACAUAACUAGGGGUACUUAAAAUGCUGCAACAGGCUUGCUGAUUUCAGAGUGCAAUCCCACUCUGAGAGGGGGACGUUGGUGAGUGUGGGGGGUCUGUGUUUAUCUAAUGUGUUAAUUUUCACAUGCCUGAAUUGAACUGUCAUUCAUACCCUUUGUUUUGACAGGUUGACCAGAUAUACAGUUGCCCCUAUAUGAUAGUUUAGUUUCCUGUUUUUGUUUAAGUAGGUAUAUACAUGUAAGCUAGCAAUGUUCUUAUGGCACUUUUUUUUUCCCUUUUGUCCCUGUGUUUUUGUUUUUUUAUAAUUGUAAAUAGAAUAGAAAAAAAAUGGUAAGUACCUACCAUUUGUGGGGUUUGUGCAUCUUUUGUGUGAUGAUACAUACCAGUUUUUUUUCCCCCCUGCUUGGUGUUUUGUUACAUUACUGUGUUCUACUUGCUCCUGCACGUUUACUGAACUGGGCGCAGCGUGUCGUAUUAACAACUUCAGACUGGAAAGGCAAGCCAAGACAGAGUUCAGUAAAAUGUAUAGAAACGUGCAAUCUACAAACCGUGUGUAUAGAAUGAAGUACUCCUAGACAAAGUACACUAGGAAAUGCCGGAUAUAUUCAACCUAAAACUUGCUGUUGCCAAGGCAAUAGCUAAUUGCAACUUGGGGGGGGUGGGGUUUCUCAUGCAAAAAUCCCCUUGGAAGCCACUUGUUCAGUAUCUUUAAAUAUCUGACAACUUGAUAACCAUGGCAACAUUUGUGCACUUUAGAUUUAGCUAUAGGUUGGAGGAGGAAACUGAGGGGGGGAAUAGGUUGCAGUGGCAGAAUCUGUUGGAAGCACCAUGUUUCCUGAAUUUGCGCGUAAUGCAAAGUAGUUCUUAACUAUAUAAUAUAUAAAUUUUCCGGAGCAAUUUCAAAUAUUUUCUUUUUAAAAUUCCAAAGUGAAAAUGCUGCUUUCAUGGGCAGUAUUGAUGCCAGCUCUUACAAUUUCUCUUUAGAAUGGCCCUAUUUACAUUAAUAAAAAUAUGAAUUGGAAUAGAAAUAUUAAUUAUGUAUUGGCUUAAUUAGGGUGAAAUGUUCUUACCUUAAUGGAACAGAUUGAAAGCUUUAUUUGUGUAACUGCAUCUUUUUGUUUCUCAAACAUGGAUACAAAUGGACAGUAGAACGGUCAUAGCUUUGAAUCUUUUUUUUUUUUUUUUUCUUUAUAUCUUCUCCUUUGCUUGGAAUACUAUAUAGCAUGGAGAUGAUGGCUAUUACAUGGGAUCCAUAAGAACCAGUGGUGUAUUUUGGAUUUGUGCUGCCCUAGGCACGACUAAGUUUGGGCACCCACAAAAUCUAAAUUUGACCUCCCCCAAUUCGUGUCAAGGCCAUUUUUUUGAUUUUCAGACACAUGCCCUCAUUGAUACAUGCACUGAUAUACACUCACUGACAGAUACAGUCAUUGGCACACACUGUUUAACCAACACACACUUUCACUGACAGACACACAGACACACCCACUCACUGACAGGCACACACUCUCAGAUACACAUAAAAUGACAUACACACUCACAGGCACACCCAUUCUCACUCAGACACACACUGACAGCUAUACUCACUCACUCACAGUAAGGUGGACAGCCCCAGAACACGAGGCAAACAAGACAUUUGUCUGGGAGCUUGGGGUGGCUUUUGUUUGGUGCCCCCCUCAAUCCCCCCCCGAAAGUGUCGCCCUAGGCAAAUGCCUUGUUUGCCGUGUGGUAAAUACAUCCCUGCUAAGAACUAGAAUUGAAAGAUAACAUUUGUCCUUUUACUGCUUGUUGAUUAAAGGGACUGUACAUUACCAAUAAAACUAAUGCAUGUAAUGCACAAUUCUUUCUGAUACAAUGCUGCACUAUAAGUCUCCUUGCUUAGCCACGCCCCUUCAUGCCCAAAAUACUUCUGAAAGGUAAGCAUACAGUUUCUGCCCCCAACAGCACCGAGUGCGCUGCUUUCAAUUCACAACCUGGCUGCAGACAGUCAAACUAUAAACAGGUAAUGAUAUCCUUACUAUGUCUCCCUGGGUGUUCUCUCCUUCUAAUGAUGUUUGUUUUGUUGUUCAUAUCACUCGCUGCUGUCAGUGGCUGAGCUGUGUGCAUACUUUUGAGAAGUAUGUAUUUUUCUGGUAUGAACGGUAUGUGGCUAAAGAGGCGGGCUUCUGGUGUAAGAUUCUAAAUUUUAUUUAUUUUUAGCAAAAUAAAGAUGUAAGUAUGCAAUAAAAAUACAGCAUAUUAAUAAUGCCAAAACCAUUAGAGCUGCAAUGUCACAACUUUUUUUUUUAUAUAAUUUGUUUUGUUAUAUAUAUUUUUUCCCCCUCAAUAUCUACCAUUACAUUUUUUUAAAAUUUUUUUUGUGCACACAAGUCCGCCCAUCCCCCACCCCCCCCCCUUCCCUUUACCUUUUUUAUUUUUCAAUAUAAUAUUUAGAUGGAUCAUCUUCUCAGCCGCUGCCAGGUCCCUUACCCUGGCAUUGACUUUGCAUCUCUGUCUUAUACCUUCCUCGUCUUGUGGAGAAUCUCAGAUCUCACACGUGCUGACUGUCCCUCUAAUUCAGUGGUAAUGGGAGACUCAAGAAAUGUAAGGCCAAGAGAUACAAUGGGCAGUUAUGUACUCUAGGGCAUUUUGUCUUGACAGAAAAGGAAGUGGAGCUUGCCUUCUAGGGACACUGUAGGCACUAUAACCUUUUCAUCUCAUUGAAUUGGUUAUAGUGCCUGGAGUCCCCUGGUAAUGUUCCUUCAAAUAAGAUGUCUGCUGGAUGAUGAUGCAGGAGAAUUAGAGUGCAAGUCGAAGCACUGGGGGAAAAGUAAAAUAUACAUUUAUUUUUUUCCCCUUUUCAAGGGGGGGCCUAUAUCUAGACAGCGUGGAGACACUGUGUUGUUAACAAUAUGUGUUUGUAUUCCAAAUUCUUCAGUGUUUCUUUAAAAAAAAAAAUAAAAAAAAUUUCAAUGCUGAAUUGAAGGACACCACCAGGGGAGUCUCCAUACGCCAUUACAAAUUCGAGAUGCAGCUGUUAUGGUGUCUAUAGUAUCCCUUUAAACUCUACCCUUCUGUCUUGCAGAGGAAAAUACACAAGGGAUCGUAGGAUCACUAUUCCUUAUGUAUAAAAAAAAUAAAAAGAUUUGAGGGACAAGAAGAAUGAAUUAAGGAAAAUUGAGUUUCAGGAGACAGAGCAGUUUUAAAGAAAUACUAUACGGUCAGAAAAACAAACCUGUAUUCCUGACCCUAUAGUGUUAAAACCACCAUCUAGCCCCCUUAAAUAUAGUAAAAUCUUGCUUGUUUUAAAGGCUGCUGCUGCUGGCUCUGCCCCUGAGUUGCCUGCAUGCCUGAGAUAAUCAGAAGUGAUUCUGUGAGCCCAUCACAAUGCUUUCCCAUAGGAUUGGCUGAGACUGUCAAGAUGGCAGAUCAGGGGCAGAGCAUGCACAAGUCAAACACGACUCUGGCCAAUCAGCAUCUCCUUAUUGAGACCCAUAGAAUCAAUGCAUCUCUGAGGAAAUUUCAGUGUCUCCAUGCAGAGGGUGGAGACACUGAAUAGCAGUACUGUACAGUGUGCAGCAUUGCCCCAGGAAGCACCUCUAUUAGGCAUCUGAGGAGUGGCCAGUGGAGGUAUCACUAGGCUGUAAUGUAAACACUGCGUUUUCUAAGAAAUUACUGUGUUCACUGCAAAAACCUGAAGGGAAUAAUUACAUUCACCAGAACAGAUACAAUAAGCUGUAGUUGCUCUGGUGACUAUAGUGCCUUUUUAAAAUUGUGUUAGUGCUCGGAGUGUACCUUUAUAAUAUAUCAGGUUUUUUUUCUGCCACACAUCUGACUGCAUUUUUAGGGGGUAUAUGGAAGAGUCAAGCACUGAGCCAAAGGAUGUGGAAGAUGUUUCUUCUGAUCCAUCAGUCCCCGUCCCUCCACCCCAACCCCCCGUUAUCUCCCCAUUUCAUUAAAAGUUAAUGGCCAGUUACAAGGCUUUUUGGUUCCAUUCUAUAAUGAAUGGUUUGGGUUUUUUUUGGUUUCCUUGAGACAGAUGCAACUUGGAUUUACGGAUUUCCGAAAUUCACAACAGGUUUUGCAACCUCUGGAAGAAGUUGUGCUGAGCAAUUUGGUUUACUUCAUGCAUAUGUGUGUUUCCAGUGAACAGAUAAAAAUAUAUAUAUGUGUGUAUAUAUAUAUAUGUGUAUAUAUAUAUAUAUAUAUGUGUAUGUUUAUGUGUAACGGAGCCUGUGUGUUGGCCUUCACGUGUAAUCUAUCUCUGUAAGUCUGGACAAAAUACUCAUUAUACCAGUUUAACCAAAACAUUAAUAGCACUUAAGCAAUAAGGUAACGCAACAUAUAAAUAAAAUUGUACCCCUGUAAUACAUGAUUUAAAGGCUGGACACAAUGUAUUAGGAAACCAGUAAAUUAACAUUAUAUAUUUAAGCGUCCUGCACAUGUUCAUUUACUAGGCAGAUGAUAAAAGAAUUUACUUGAACACUAUUUCCUGUUGGGAAAGACUGUUUGCAGCCUUUAAAUGAAUACACGAAGCACCAUAUUCACUCCAGUUUUCUGGCUCUGUCCCACAAUUAAGAGUCAAUAGGGGAUCAAGGGACCCCCUCCGGGUGCAAGGAUUUUUGGCUACUACUGCUCUUCUUCCCCUUCUUUGUGCCGUACUCCCAUAUAUUAAGAUGCCGCCCAUCAUCCAGAAUGGCUGUGUCCCCACAGAGCCUCCUAACAGGGCUAGAUUUACUUUUAAGGGAUUUGUGCAACCAAAAAACAUUUUAAUUUUUUUAAAAUACUGUUUUUGGAUACAGUAAUCCUUGCUGGCAUGCCUCCCAUCUGGUGGGGAUAUGGGGGCUAUGGUGGGUGCAGGUGGAGGGUGUGGGGACAGUAGAAUACAUCUAGAAGAGCUUACCUGUACCGUGUGCCAGGCUGCUGCUCCUUUUCUUCCAGGUGCUAUGCAGAAGAGGACUGGACCUGACAUAACCCCCCGGGCCCCGCCUCUUCCUCCUCACACAGAGGGAGAACCCCUGAGUGAGGGGAGGUGGUCACUUACAGUGCGAUAGGUUGCAAGGGGCCCUGCAAUCUAUCGCUGUAAUGUGAUUAAUUCAUGAUUUCUGGCUGGGGGUGAUCGAAGAUCUGUUCAGCCUGACUGGUUCGAGCCCUCAGCCCAUGACUGAUCUGCCCAAGUGGUCAGUCCACUCCUGACUGUCAUACUAUUUUUAUUUUUUUAGUUUAAAGGUUCUUUUUAAUAAAAGAAGUGUUUUAGUAAACUGGUUAACGACCAGGUGCCCUCUUAAAUGCAGUUUAAAGACAUGUCAAGUAUUUGGAGCGCACAUCUGACCUCCAUAACUUGCAUCAGGAAUGUAGGCGCACGGACUUUCAACUUUUAUGUAUUUGAAGACGCAUGUUAACACAACUACUCCAAACUAUUGUGUUGAGGAAACCGUAACUUCGCUUACAUUGCUGUAAAAUAUUUGCCUGCUCUUUAAAUCCAUUGUAGUCACUAACAUACACUUUAACAUGUUUGAGCAGUUUAUUGGCAAACCGCAUGCAUAUUUUCCAAAAUGUAUGCCAUAUUAAUGCUGAAUUGUACCAAGGUGUUUUUUUUAUUUUUUUAUUAAGAAGUAAAAAUGUCAAUGACAAGUUACAUGAAAUAAAUGCAAAGAGUCUAAACGUUGCUUUUUCUACAGAGCCUUAUUUUCAAGCAGAUAUGUGUUGGGGAUGGAUAUGGAUAUAUAUACAUUUUUUACACACACCGCCACCCCUGAUUUCCUGAAGGGAUCAGGAGUAUGAUUUACUGCAGUAACUAAUAUUAGUGGAGUGCUUCUUUCAUAUAGUAUCUUUUUUUUUUUUUGACAGUGAAAUUGCCGAUUAUGUGUCCUGUAGCACUAACCGUAAAUAAGUCUGUUGUGAUGAAUUCAGAGGCUGCGUAUCUCAUCUGUGACUAUUAUACAUUUUUAGGAUCUAAUGGUUGGAGAUGAAGCAAGUGAAUUACGUUCAAUGCUUGAGGUGAACUAUCCCAUGGAAAAUGGCAUAGUGCGGAACUGGGACGACAUGAAACACCUCUGGGACUACACAUUUGGUCCUGAAAAAUUGAACAUAGACACCAGAGACUGUAAAAUUCUACUCACAGAGCCCCCCAUGAACCCAACUAAAAACCGUGAAAAGAUUGUGGAGGUGAGUUUCAAUCCAUCCAUAUGUAGCACAAAAAUAGUAUACUGCUUGUUCCCUCCUUAUGUUCUAAUAGUACCGCGCGCUUAAAGCCAAAAUAAAGAAGCCAUGUGAAAAACCAAGUACACCUUAUGAUUCAAUAGCUUAUAGAACAACCUUGAGCAACAAUAACUUGAAUAAAAAAUGUUUUUAAUGACUUUAUCAGUCUCUCGUUGUGGAGGAAUUUUGGCCCACUCUUUUUUGCAACAUUGCUUCAUUUCAUUGAGGUUUGCUGGUAUUGUUUAUGAACAGCUCUUUUAAGGUCCUGCACCAGCACUUCAAUCGGUUUAAGAUCUGGACAUUGACUGACUGGUCCAUUGCAACACCUUUAUUCUUUUAUUUUUCAGCUAUUCUGUUGCAGAUUUCCUGGUAUGCUUGGAAUAUUGUCCUGUUGCGUGACCUAAUUUUGGCCAAACUUUAGCUAACAAGCAGGUGGCCUCACAUUUAACACUAGAAUACUUUGGUUCAAUGACUGUAAGGUUCCGAGGUCCUGUGGCUGCAAACAAGCCCAAAAUAUUACUACUACUAGUACUAGUGGCUGUCAGGAAAACAGAGUUAAACUCUAUUCUCAACCCAAUGUUACUCAGCUUUUGGUUGCUCAUGCUCACUAGUCUUUCAGUGUAUUGGAUUUGCUGAGAUCAUUGGGUCAGAUAAUGAUUUGAACAAUGGUGCAUAAAGAUGGCAGUCAAAAAGAUGGACUGGGAAAAGGUGGGCAAGUGAUUGCAUCCUAAAUUUGACCUAAAAAUGAUAGUGUAACAAAGAUUAUUCUAAUGUUAAAUGUUGAGUGUUCCUUUAAAUUGAAUCUCAAACAUUCUUCCCUCAGUGACUUUUCCCUAUAAAUAGUGCAGGACCACUCUAGAGAAUUAAAACAAUUACUGUAUUAGCGGCUCUUACCACAGAUUAGGAUUCUCAGAUGAGUUAUAUAUUCAGACUGUUCAUCACUAUUCAUCUGAUUACCACAAAACACACGCUACAUUUACUUCACUGAAAGAUCAUAAUAUACACAGAUGAAUUCGCUGUACUGUAAAAGUUUAACUUUCUCUUCAGUUGAAGUUAGUUCUUGUGGGUGAAUUAUCAAUUUAUUUUAUUUUAGAUCUGUUUUUGUCUGUCUGUCCUAAUCUUAUCUGUCUUACCCUGAAGUGACACCUCUUUUGCUUCCAAGUACUACUGCACAUUCCAUCGCUGGUAUUUCUAAAGGAGAUAGCCGGUAUUUCUAAAGGAGAUAGCCGGUAUUUCUAAAGGAGAUAGCCGGUAUUUCUAAAGGAGAUAGCCGGUAUUUCUAAAGGAGAUAGCCGGUAUUUCUAAAGGAGAUAGCAUUAAAACUUCCAGAAAUCCCUGGUUUGUGCUUAAAGCUUGGAGGAUAAGCUCUCAGAAGUGCUAUGAAAAGUGAUCUGUAUAUAUGGCUGAGUGCUCACUUCAGAUCCUACACAGCUUUAUGAUUAUCCUUUAUUUUAAUUUGUGUAAUGAACUAAAAAUAGGAUGAAUGCAACCUAGGAUGUCACUUUAAUUUUUUGCCUAUGCGGUUAACCAUGCUAAUGAAAUUACUUUAAUUUUUUUUUUUUUAUUCUAGGUUAUGUUCGAGACAUACCAAUUCUCUGGUGUUUAUAUUGCUAUUCAGGCUGUUCUUACAUUAUAUGCACAAGGUGAGUAACUUAACACCGUGAAAGGGAAGAAUAAAAAGUAGAUCUCUUUCCAUGAAGUGUAGAGGACGGCUCUGAGUCGGUCGUGGCAGGUGUCACUAGGGGUGUAUAAAUCACAUGAUGUUAUUCUUUUAGUGGCAGAGAAUUGAGCAAUGAGAGUGCAGGGGCAUUAGAUAUAUACAUCUCUAUCAAAACAAUUUAAUUAAGUUUGUUGUUUUGUUGCUUGGUAUCCCUUAAGUUACCCUGUUUGAAGUAAAUCCUCGCACUAUCCUAGUAUCACUUGAUACUCAACUGAUGCCCUUAGCUUAUAGCUGCUGCCCCAGUCUGAAUGGACUUUAUUAUUCUGAUUCAGAAUUGGAAAAGGGCUUGCAGCCCUCUAGCACCUUUACCACUGUAAUGGCCUGCAGGCCUCCCAUCCAUACUGAUUUUCAAAGGGACCGUUAUGAUUUUCGGUUGCUGUCCUUACUUUGGAUCCUGUUGUCCUGCUUUUUAUGAACACUAAGAAACUGCCCCCAAAGAGUGUCCAGCUAUUCUGGAUGACCCAAGUGGGAUAUGGGAAUGCAGUGGUUUGAUGUUUACACUGCUCAUAUGACCGUGCUGGCAGGUGAUCUAAGGGUGCCACAGAAAUUAUUGCCUUCUCCUGCGAUACCUCUUCUGGACCAGGCUAAUAUAAAGGUUGUGGGGUGGACGAAGGGGUGUUAACUUUACAAACUCUUAAUUUUUGCAACAAAUCUUCAGUUUCGUAUUUUCUGUGUUAGAAAUGUUGUGCAUACUAAUGAUCUUUUGCCAUUCUUACAGGGUUAUUGACUGGGGUAGUUGUGGACUCUGGAGAUGGUGUCACUCAUAUUUGCCCAGUGUAUGAAGGUUUCUCUUUGCCUCACCUCACCCGAAGAUUAGACAUUGCUGGCAGGGAUAUCACCCGUUAUCUUAUCAAGGUAAAUAUAUUCAUGCAGUGUGUACAGUAACCUGUACCUGUGGAGGGACAAGUUUUGGAUUUUCCAGUACAGCCCUAUUCACAUAUUCUACCAUUCAUAUGAUAACCUAGUACAGGGCUUGACAAAUGGGAUUUGUCAGCCUUUUACUUCAAGUGGCCAGCUGGGCAAACAAUGGAGCCGGCCGACUGCCCGUGGGAGCAUGGAGGCGACUGGCUCAGGGAGCAUUGGAGCCGGCCGCCCUGGGCUGUAUGGAGGGGGGAAUGUGUGUGUGUGUCGGGGGGAGGGGUUGAGAGAGGGUGUCGUCGAUUGGGGGUAGGUACCUGCCCCUCUCCAAUUACAUGAUUGGUCUUUUUGUGUACCUUUUUUUGUCAAGCCCUGACCUAGUAAUACACUUCUAAAGUAUUGCCUAAACCUAGGUUGACUUUAGUCAUUUGUAAGUUCUAUAGCACCAUCUUGUGGUUAGAAUUUGAACUUCAAUGCUCAGAAUGUCUCCCUUUCGGAAUCCUGAUAAUGUAAUUUUUACCAUAAGUAAUUUUUUUUAUUUUUGUAAAUAUGUAAAAAGCAUAGACCACUAGGAAACUUUUGAAUGAUUGCACAAAUGAUCUGGACCAAGUAUGUCUGUAAGAGAUGUUUGUAACCAAAUACCUUUAAUUGUAUCCCAUUAUCAAGCUCCUCAAUCAUGAACUUUUCCUAUUUACUGCCUUUAUAGCCAGAUAAUAAACUGAUGCUUAUGCAGCUAAUUGGCUUCAGUUGAAUCACCCUUGUGACUGCAUGGUUGGGGUGAAUAUAUCUGGAAUGUUAAUCAACAAAUGUUUUUGAAAAUAAUAAAAUAAGCUUCACGCUGAACUUUGCGUAGGAACCAAUGCUAAAUAACCAGUCACAUUGUAAUUUCCACAGUUACUUUUAUUGAGAGGAUAUGCUUUUAAUCACUCUGCUGAUUUCGAGACUGUUCGCAUGAUCAAGGAGAAGUUGUGUUAUGUAGGAUACAACAUUGAACAGGAGCAAAAACUAGCUCUGGAAACGACAGUCCUUGUUGAGUCUUACACGGUGAGUUUCAUCGAAGAUUCUAAAUUCUUCAUUUUGGCAACUGAGCGAACAAAAAUUCAAGUUUUCAAAUAUUUCCAAAUGCUGUUUUCAAAAGUAAACUCUGCUUUAUCACAUUAGAAUUUCUGCAUUGGACUACUUGUCAUCUGUCCAUAUGUCCAUUUUUGAAGUGGUUAUGCAGUCUGGAUGAUGUCACUACAGCCCAACAGAUUAAUUUAAUUUCACUGUGACAAAACAAGACUCGAAAUUACACUACUACAUAUAGAAAGACUUACUAUGCUAUCAGGGCCCUAAAGUGUAAUUCCUAGCUUUCGGGCUGACAGGACUUGUAGGCAGAGUUUGGGGUUUGGAGGUUUAAAGCCCCGUUUUGCCAUAAUGAAGUAGAAUUCAGUUGAAAGGUUGCAGAGAUAGUGUAUUGGCAUCAUGACAACGCCAAACUGAAGUGGUUAUGGUUCAUAGAGGUCCUCCAUUAAAGUACAUUAAUUUCCUUUUGAAAAAAAAGUGGAAUACAUAAUUUGUACUUCUGGCUGUUUCCUAGGAAGAGUAUUUUAUUAGGGCUUUUUUCUUGUGAUUUAAAAAACAUUGCAAGCACCAUAAUCCGUACAGCCCUGCAUGUGUAUAAUUCUUUAUGCUGCCCCAUUGAUAAUGGUGCUAUAUUAAAUGGAAAUAAGCCAUGUUUCUGCUUGUAAUACAAAGUAAAUAAAGUAAAGCAAAUGGGCCAAUUUAGAGUUUAGCUCCAGUGACAACCUAAAUGUUUGUAAAACUGUCUCCGUAGUUAGUGAUCACAGUGUUAAAGGUUUUUGCUAUAAAAUGUAAAAGGAUUGAUUAAAUUAUAAAAUAAAUAUGCUAAGAAUAUUCAUUUUGUAUGUUUAUAACAUGGAUUUAUACCAAAUGUCUUAAAUCGCAUUUAGCAAUUCCUUUGUUAAAGACCGUAAACGCAAAUCACUGUUAAACAGUUGUGAACCAUUCUGUAUCAGGUGAUGCUCCAACCUUAAUUAUAUAGCAUGUAUGACUGGUCGUGUAGUAUAUACUGAUUUCGAAAUCCUUUUUAUUAGUCUACUGGCAGGUUGGUUGCAAGUUUUCUAUGCUUGUGUUUUGAGACUUAUUAAAAAAAAAAAAAAGGAAAAACACAUAUAUUUGUGUAUUGUAUGCAAAAAAAUUUAAAAAUAAAUAUAUAUAUAUUUUUAUUUAUUUCCUAGGGCUCUCUGACACCAGAGGGCAUGAUACACCUUCUCUACUCAUUAGGCCUCGAGUAGCUCCAUGGUUUUUAAGUAAUAAAAUGUGACAUUGUAAAUGUUAUGUUUUUUUUCCUUUUUAUUGCACAGCUUCCAGAUGGCAGGGUUAUUAAAGUAGGUGGAGAACGCUUUGAAGCACCAGAAGCUCUGUUCCAGCCUCAUCUUAUCAACGUAGAAGGCGUUGGCGUAGCAGAGUUGCUGUUCAACACCAUUCAGGCAGCUGACAUUGAUACUCGGUGAGAAUUUCUGUACUUUGUUCUUUUGUAGAGUCAAUGCUGCUGGCACUGCUAAGUCAUUUAAUCACAUGUGAUCAGGAAGAAAUGUGAUAAUUUAUUUGCUUCAUAUAGAAAGGGGGAAAAAGUAAAAAAUAACACAAGAUUUAUGCAGUGCUCAAUAAACCAAGUAAAUUUUUUUUUUGUUUUUUUUUAAUUCAUUCUUAUCCUGCUUUUGAAAACCUAAAUACGCAAGCUUGGAAUGUAAUAAAGUGGUUUAAGAUUAGUAAUGUCUGAAAAUAGGAGAAGCAAAUUGUCUGUAUAGUAAAUAUUAUGGGAUGGAUUUUGGGGGUUAGUGAGGUCUCUCAUGGGUUUGUUUUUUAGAUAUCUAUUUUUUUUUUUUUCCUUUCUUGAAUAGCUUGUUUUGGGGUGAUGGAAGGAGGAUCUGUGACUUUCAAAGAUGUAGCCGUAUUUAUUUUUUAAAUAAGAAUUUCAGCAACACGAUCAUAGGAGAGUUAGAUUAGCAUCAAUCAUGCUGGACAUUCUGAGCACUGAUUACUGGGAUGUUGCCUCUUAUCAGGACUAUGGGGUCACUUAAUCAUUGCUUUUAACCUUUUUCAGGAAUAAUUCGUUUUACAAUAGACGGUAUAAAUCUGUAUAUUUUAUGGGUUAACUUAUCCGCAAAUAUAGACUUAAAUCUAUAUUGCACCUCUAAUUUUUGGAGGUCAACUUAUACGCAGGCAUAUACAGUGCAUUUAGUACUAUUUUUUUUUUUUUUCUGACUCCAGUAAUUCAAUAAUUGCUUUCAACAUCACUGGAUUUUGUCUACACGAUUGCCUACUAUUGGCAGAAUUGAGGUUAAAAAAAUCUCAAAAUGCAUAUUAAUUCUGUUUUAGAUGUAACAUUAAGGACAAUCUCAGAUUUGGUAAAUUACCUCCUGGGGAUGACUUCCUGUGCCUCCUAUAUAUGGUGAUCAAGCGAUGUGCAUCUAACUUCUUCUGCACAGCUGCAGUGUUUGACAUUGAGUUGGCUGAAAGCGCCAGCUGACCACUCUCACCCAAUGACUGUCAUUCUCCAUAAUGAAAGCAGCACAGAACUCUAGUCCUGGGUGGGCUGGCAUCCCUAUGACACUGAUGGGGAUGGAAUUAUACCUAUGGUAGCAGAGUGGUAUGUGCAGUGUUUCAAAGCAAAACACUGCACAUACAGAUUUCAGGCAUCAUGAUCACUUUAAAUCAUGGAAGUAGUCAUGGUACUUGGAGUGACUCUUUAAUCUUCUAGCUUCUGGUUAAACAUUUCUGUAAUUUUAUUUUUAUUUUUCUCCAAAUUUUGCAUGAGUAUAAAUUGCAAUUUGAGUUGUUUUGUUUCUUCAUUUACAAUAUAGCUAUUGCAUGGUUUAAAACAUUAGCUGUUUUUUUACAUAUGUGAAAUGUUAUGCCAUGUUUGCAGGUCCGAAUUCUACAAACACAUUGUGCUGUCAGGUGGUUCCACCAUGUACCCAGGACUGCCGUCCCGUUUGGAACGAGAACUUAAACAGCUAUACUUAGAGCGAGUACUGAAGGGAGAUGUUGAAAAACUAUCGGUAAGUCUGCAAAAUUAGGGUACCCGUGCCACUUUUUUGUUAUGAAUCGUUAAGCUUCAAUACUAGAAAAUUAGCUGGUAUGCUAAGCACAAGCAGGUCACUCUCAGUAGACGCAUGUUAAUUAAAGCUCCUUAGUUCUUUAUGAAUUGUUGGUUAAAAAUGAUGGCAUUUUGACAGCAGCAGCUGGAUUCACGUUUUGGCUACUCCAGUUAUGGUCUAUAUAUCGUAAUGAAGACCGAAUCAAUAUCUUCAUAUAUACUUGUGUAAGUGAUAAAAGUAGGGGGACGGGGCGGGGAAUACUUUUGCUGUGAAAUUCAAGCAUUAAUUUCAGAUACAUGCAAGGAUUUUAUCAAAUCAUAUAUAUCUGUAGUCUGCCAAUGGCAUAGAUGGAAAUAUAGAUGGUUGAAACAUCUAAUUGAGCAGGGCCCUCCACCUCUCUGUAACCAGACAACUGGACGUACAGGAACAAUUACAUGUCUGUUAGUCCACCCAUUGUACAGCGCUACGGAAUCUGAUUGCGCUAUAUAAAUAAUAAAAUAAUCUAAGAAGUACUUUGAAUCAGAGUGCAAUAUAGUUGCAAUUUAGUGCUGAACUUACUACUGGGCAGAGGUAUCUUGGUUACAAGGAAAAAACCUCCAGGGACCAUUUUAGGAGGGCCCUAAUUAAAGCAGUAGACCAAAAAGAGGCUCCUCAUGUGUUUUUAGCAGAAGCAGCAUGACUUUAAAAGCAAGCAUUUUUUUUUCUUUUUUUUUUUUUUUUUACAUUUUGUUGCACUUUCCAAUGUAUUAUGUAUAUUAGCGGUGUUCAAAGGUAGAUCUCAAAAAGUUUUAAAUCUACAGCUUCCGUGAUGCUUUGUCAUUCUACAGACAUGCAAAGCAUCAUGAGGUAUCUACCUUCUUGCCAUCUAGGGAUCUACCUACUUGCCUUUCCCGAUGUGUAUAUAAUAUUUAAAAAAAAAAAAAAAAAUUCCAGCAAGCGACCAUCUGUUUAAUUCCAGUUAAAUGUAACUGACUGCAGGCAUGUCCCAUAAACUUUACAUACAGAUUUAUUUUCUUCUAAAUUAUUUUUAUUUUUAUUUUUUUUUUAUUUUUUUUAACAAACUAAUUUUAAAGUGACGCACUGUUGUCUCUUUACUUACAAAUUGAAUGCAAUGGAUUUACUUUGCGUCCACUACAGAUGUUAGUAGCAACUUUUAAAAGUAGCAACUUUUCCUAAUGGUAUUUUCUCCUUUUUCAUUAAUUUUCUGAGCAUUUUUUUUUUUUUUUAAAUUUGUAAAUGGUCUAAAAAUGUAUUUUCUGAAUUACAGAAAUUCAAGAUCCGCAUUGAAGAUCCUCCCCGUCGCAAGCAUAUGGUGUUUCUGGGAGGUGCAGUGUUAGCAGAUAUCAUGAAAGACAAAGAUAACUUCUGGAUGACUCGUCAAGAGUACCAGGAGAAGGGUGUGCGCGUGUUGGAGAAACUUGGCGUGACGGUCCGAUAAACUGAGCCCCCUGUGCCCAUUGCUUCUCUAAAGCUCUCCUUAUUUCCUUUAUUGCCAAUCUUUGAACUCAUUCAGCUACAUGACUCGGAAAGGCCUGCUUGUGCCCUUUUGACCUACAAGGUCAAAUAUUUGUCCUGUUUCCUGGGGUGAGCUUUGUUAAAUAUGUGUGGCUGAAUUUGACUAUUUUGUUCACCCGUUUCUUUUUAAAAACAAAGCUCUAUUAACAGGCACUAUCUCCUCCAUUGUCUGUCCCUAAUAGGCAUUUGGCUAAUUGCAGUAGACUUUUUUUUCCCACUUAGAGUGCUGCUUUAAAGCUGCUAGCUUCAUCUUUGCUCACCUGGAGGUUUGCCUUUAUUAUCAUUAAAAAUUAUAAAAAAUAUUUUUAAAAAGCAGCUAUUAGCACCACAUCCUGAAUAUGUUUAACUUUGCUCCCUCUUCUGCACAAUCAUGCUAUCUCUGUCCUCACAAUUCUGAAAAGAAAAAUGUCUAUCACCAUUAAUCACUGAAAUAACCAAUUGGGAACAGGCCCUGCAGUUAUUGAAAAACUUCUGACAUUCUGAAUUUAUAAAUUUUUUUGUUUUAACCCCCUUCUUUUAACCUUGGGACGGAAUGGUACAUUUCCUCUAUAAUGUAAUGUAUGUUGGGCAUAUGAUUUUUCUUUUCUUUUUUUUUUCUUUUUUUUCUUCUUUCUGUUCUAUGUCCUAUUAACAAAGCACUUGAGCACAUGAGGAGGUCAGUUGUGAACAAGCUCCAUACAGUUCAUUCCCAAAAUGGUGAAAGGUGACAAACGUGUAUGUGAUUUAUUUCUAAAUAUAAGAUAAACUGUAUCUAUUCCUUUGUUCAGUGGUUUAUUUUUUAUUAUUGUGCUUUAUUUUGUCUAUUGUGUUUUUGUUUUUUUUCAUGAUUUUUAAUAGCGCUUCCUGAAGUGCCACUGGUUUUAAAAGCGCCAUUCCUUUUAGUGCCAAGUGCUCUAAAAUGGAGCUUGACAUUUUUUGUUCCUUUUUGCACUCAACAUUUUUUAUCUUUAAUUUGUGUACGGGCUUAAACCCCUUCUGUUCAGGAAUUCUUGAAACCUAUCAAAAUUUAUUUAACUUGCGAGGGUUUAGCCAAUGGAAUAAUGAUUUAAAUAGCCUUUAAUGUUGCACUUCAGGAAAUCAUACAGUGAAUAAUAUGCUGUAUUUGUGUUCUGUGCUUAGUACCUUAAUACUUUUCUUUUACUCAAAUAACAAAUCCAUUUAACAGUGCUUUCCUAUUAAGUGUAAAUAGAUAUACCGUGCACACAUGCAUAUUAUUGACCUAACCUGUUAUAUGCAUAGCACUGACUGUAUUUCUUGUGAAAUCUUACAAAUCCAGAUCUAUAGUUAAAUUGAGAGAGAGAGAGAGAGUAGAUAACGGUUAGGGGGAUCCAUACUUUCCUCCUGAUUACGUAUUGUCGCUGUGUGUAGAAGAGAGCAAAAUGUAACAGCAGAGAUCUGUACAUUGCAAACAAUAUAUUUUUAUUUUGUGAAGAACAGUGCGAAUCACUGCCAUUGUAUAUUGGGACACAUUUCAAAAGAGUAAAACCUUGACCUAUUGAAAUGAAGUCAGGGUUUAAUAUAAUAUAUUUACAUUACAGUAACUGAAUUUCAAAGCAUUGCAAAGUUUAUGUGCAAUAGUCACGUGCAUUCCUAUUCUUUUUAUCUAUAGAAUCACAUUUAUUUUAGAAGCAUAUUAAAGGCAAACCUCAGUCAAUAAUGCUGAUACUUUGGUAUUAAAAUAAAUUUACCUUCAACAUACAGAACAUACAAUUUGCUAUUGGGUUAGUGAUUUUUAAUUUUUUUAUUUUUUCCCUUUCUCCACCGCCCUUCCCCUUCCCUUCCUUUCUGUGUCUUGGAAUUUUGAGGUAAUUUUUAAACUAAUUUGGAAUAAAUUGGUCAUUCUGUCUGAACCAUGUGUCCUAUUUUCUCACAUCCUGUAUAUUGGAGAGUGGCAAUCGCACUCUUACACAAGACAAUUAGUUGAAAAUUUGGAAUUUAGCGACGACAGAUUUGUACAACAUUGAUGUUGUUGGGAAGCAAGACAUUAUUUUCAAUGUAUUCAGGAAAAGACAGUAAAAUGCGAUAUUUAUAGUUGUAGCUUGCCAUGUAUUUAGGACAUCUUUGGAGCAAACAUGAUUUAAUGGUAUAGCUUUUGAGAGAUAUAGCCAAGGUAAUUAAAGUAUCACUAAAGGGGGGAACAAUUGUUAAGUGCUAUUUAGAUUUUAGGGUACUCCAUUAUUCACUACAAAAAUGCUUCAUUUUACAUGUUACCAUCUGCAGUUCAGCACUGAUGCAGCCUGCUUUGCCUCUGCUGAUGUCAUCAGGCUUGAUAACCAUUUUGUUCAAUUAAAUGCUUCUCAUUGAGAGCAAUAGCAAACUUAAUGUACAUGUGCACCAAUCAAAUGCUUCUAUCAGUGAAGAAAUGAAUCUGGUCUCACUGUGAAAGCUCCCUCUAGUGGCUGUUAGGAAGAUCUCAUCCUAAACCUGAUUAUGAAAACAUUGCUGUAUCUGCAUAAUGGCAAUGUUUUACGCUGUGAGAGAAAAAAAAAUGCAUGGCCACUGCACACAGACAACUUUGAGAUGACGUGGUUUAGGUGAAAAAUGGUAGUACUUUAAAUUAAUGUAUUAUCGACCAUGAAGGCAUUAUGUAAUACCAGUGCAGUCCACUGGUACAUUUGUGUUUAUUUACUUUUUUUUCAUGCAUGUGUAUAUACAAUAUUUUUCAAUUUCAGGAGCAACAUUAUUCUGUUUCUGUCCUGAUGACCACCAUUUAUAGUUAUCCUUUGUCAGAGGGCAGCUAAUACAUGACUGUAGAUCACUCUUCUCUGGCAAGAUUGCUGCAUGUACACUUUGUGAUUUAGCUGCCUUACAUGAUUCUGUGAAAAGUUGUCACAGUGGGAACAUUCAACAUAAUGGACAAAGCAGGGUGGUUUUGUGGUCGGGUAAACACUUCUUGCAGCAGAGCAUCCCUUAAAAUGACAGUGCUCUGGGAGGCACCCUGAUCCUGCUCUCGCAGCAAUUGUAAAAUCUCUAAUCUGUCUAUACUUGCUGCAGUUAUUUCCCACCAAAAAGUUACAUUAACCUUCUGUGGCUGUUUUCAUGUAAAGAGAAUGCAUCUGUAAUAUGUGGUAUUACAUGAAAAAAGGUAUAUGUAGAUUUGUGUGUUUUGAAUAGUUACAUUCAGGUUAUAUAUUAUGAAGCAUUUCAAAAAGGAUUAAAGCGAACACUGAAUUAGACAUUAA